GUUGAAACGGCUAAAAUCGGCAGAAAGGUAGUAGCUAGGGUUGAUCUUCUUCCGGCGGCAAUGAAGGUUUUCGUGGGGAUGGCGUUUGGUUGGGCUUGUUCUAGGAUAUUCCGGCAUCUCAACUCCGUUCGAACAAUCAAAGCUGCUCAGCAAAAGAAUAUUCCUGAAACAGAGCCACUUGAAUUUACAAAGGAAACAAAAGAUGAUCCACAUGCACAUUUGCUAACGGAGAUUGAAUCCGUUUCCUCAUUUUUGGAUUAUCCGAUCGGAAAAUAUGAAUCGAGUGUAUUUUCAGCCGGCGGCUACAAAUGGAGACUGGUAAUCUAUCCUGAUGGCAAGCAUAUCUCUGCAUACAUUGAAAUGAUUGAUUGUAUCCCUUGUUUGAAGGUUCAUGCAACCUUCAAAAUCUUUCUGUUGAAUCGAACAUCCGACAAUUAUCUUUGUUUCCGAGGGACUGCGGCGACGGACUUUACUAAGUCAAGGGCGAAAUGGGGAUUUCGUAAACUGAUCUCGGAGAGAAUGUUGAGGGAUGCAUCGAACGGGUACAUUGUUGAUGACAAGUGUGUUUUCGGAGCUCAAGUUUCCGUAGUUGGAAGCGCAGCAUCGUUUAUUGAGAUUUCAAUUUCGCAGACGGUUAUAAUAUCCAACAACGGUUUUGAUUCCUUUUUGUUGCUUUUAAAUUUGUAUCUUGGUUGUCUAAUUUUAUGUUAUUGGUGAUUAAGUAGUAGAA
This is a messenger RNA of Erythranthe guttata (spotted monkey flower), 730 nucleotides long. RefSeq names its product ubiquitin C-terminal hydrolase 12. Lineage: Eukaryota; Viridiplantae; Streptophyta; Magnoliopsida; Lamiales; Phrymaceae. Gene Ontology annotation, molecular function: protein binding. The record is from RefSeq and is a predicted model, not a curated record.